GCAAGAACAGCUAAGAAGAACACGAAAAGUAAAGUCAACAGUCUUAAAACUCAAGAAGCAGCUAGCCAAAGUCUUGAUUUUCUAUAUCUGUAAAUUAGUUGUUGUUGUUGCUGUUUGUAUAAUUGAGCAAAGAAUUCAAUUUUCUUUUUCAGCUGUUGCCACCAUUCUUUUAUUACAAUUACAGGUCAUUAAGAAUUGCAAGCCAAAAGAAAGAAAUCAAGAAUCCUUCCUCAAGAUUCAUAUAUUUUUGAAAGUUCUAUAUUGUAGCAGAAGCUAAUACCCAUUUUGAAUUUUAAUAUGGGUAAGGGCGGUGGGUGUUUUCCAAGUAAGAACAAGAUACCCAUAGAUGUAUCUAAUCAAGAUCCUCUUCCACCUCAAGAAAGAAACUCUCCUGCUCCAACCCAAAACCAGAGCCAAAGCCAACCCGCAAAUAUAACCACCCAGAUUAAGAAUAGCUCUACAAUAGCAGUCAAGAAGCUUAAAAUCUUCAUCAUUUUUUACUCAAUGUAUGGGCAUGUGGAUUUUUUGGCAAGAAGAAUGAAGAAGGGUGUGGAUUCCAUUGAUGAGGUUGAAGGGAUUUUAUAUAGAGUUCCAGAAACAUUACCGAUGGAGGUUUUGGAGCAGAUGAAGGUGCCUCCUAAAGGAAAUGAGGUACCUGUUAUAUCAGUUAAUGAGUUGGUUAAUGCUGAUGGAUUCUUGUUUGGCUUUCCCACUAGGUUUGGUUCUAUGGCUGCUCAAAUGAAGGCUUUUUUUGAUUCCACAAGCGAAUUAUGGAUGGAGCAAAAGCUUGCUGGAGUGCCUGCUGGGUUCUUUGUGAGCACUGGCACGCAAGGGGGCGGGCAAGAGACCACUGCCUGGACUGCAAUCACUCAGUUAGCUCACCACGGGAUGCUAUAUGUUCCCAUUGGCUAUACCUUUGGAGCUGGAAUGUUUAGAAUGGAUUCCAUUAGAGGAGGCUCUCCUUAUGGCGCCGGUGUCUUUUCUGGAGAUGGAUCAAGGCAGCCAACUGAAACAGAGUUGGCUCUUGCUGAGCAUCAAGGAAAAUACAUGGCUUCAAUAGUAAAGAGAUUUGCACGGACUUUCUCACUUGAACCUGAUAACAACCGGAUUUAAUGCUAAUAAAGCAAACAUUCAUUUAUUUGACCUGCUUCUCCGUCGGUUCUAUACAUGUUUCUCAGUUUUCUCUUUAUAUAUCUCUAUAGAUGUGUACUGUGUUCUGGUAGAUUUUAGCUAACCGAGGAGCUUAUGAUUUUGUAGUGUAAUGUAAUAUUUAUCUGUAUACUUCCAAUUUGCAAUUGUUCUUGGCUUCUAGCUCCUCGGUUCAGAGUUUUAACAUAUUUGUAUAUGGUUUGCAAUUGUCAUUUGAUUUGUAUUUGUUUCUUGUUCAUGACCAUUUAAUUGUAAUGACAUAUCAAUCAAUAAAAAUUGUGAGAUUGGUUGGUGUUCUUUUUAAAGA
Jatropha curcas is the source of this 1456-nucleotide messenger RNA. Its product is annotated as putative NAD(P)H dehydrogenase (quinone) FQR1-like 1. The record is from RefSeq and is a predicted model, not a curated record. Gene Ontology annotation, molecular function: NAD(P)H dehydrogenase (quinone) activity; FMN binding. Lineage: Eukaryota; Viridiplantae; Streptophyta; Magnoliopsida; Malpighiales; Euphorbiaceae. Gene Ontology annotation, cellular component: membrane.